Molecule: messenger RNA, 1294 nt
Organism: Rhizopus microsporus ATCC 52813
Lineage: Eukaryota; Fungi; Mucoromycota; Mucoromycetes; Mucorales; Rhizopodaceae
Product: Mg2+ transporter protein
Exons: 4
Coding region: 125-1270 (381 amino acids)
Biological process (GO): mitochondrial magnesium ion transmembrane transport
Cellular component (GO): mitochondrial inner membrane
Molecular function (GO): magnesium ion transmembrane transporter activity
Source: RefSeq, a predicted model, not a curated record
AUUGACGUUGAGUUUAAAUUGUAAUUAUCUGGCAAUCCCGGGGCAACAAAGAAAAUUCGACUUUUCACGCCUACUUAAUCCGUUUUUCUAUCUUCAUAACCUAUCCGUUUUCUUUUUCACUAAUAUGUCACUGCUUAUAAGAUAUGCUAGGCUGAUCCCAACACAAAGAAUAGCUAUACCAAAAACGAAGUAUACCCGGUGUCCCUAUAGCACUAUAACAGCAACAACAACAACAACAAUCAAUACGAAUAUCAAUAAGCGAGUAGUCGCAUUACCAACAAAAGUCAAUGAAAUGAAAUUGCGCUGUACUGAAUUUGACAAGUCUGGCUCCAUUCGAAUCACAGCAGGAGAGUUUUUGAAAUCAGACUUUUGUCAACACCAUUCCCUUUUACCUCGAGAUCUACGAACGAUCGAUACCUAUUCUGUUUAUCAAAAACCGACAAUACUUGUCAGACCAGAGGCUAUUCUUAUCAAUAUAUCUCAUAUCAAAGCACUAUUAAAAAGCGACAUGGUUGUCUUGUUUGAUGCGUUUGGAUCCAUGGAUAGUUACAAUCAAAGUCUAUUCAUUUUUGAUUUACAAGAACGUUUAAAGUCAUCAAAGGAAGGAUUACCAUUUGAAUUUAGAGCAUUAGAAGCCAUAUUGAUAUCAGUCACUUCAUCUUUACAAUCUCAACUGGAAGUAUUAGAAGGUCCAGUGAACAAACUAUUGAGUGAUUUAGAAGAUUUGGCAGACAUUGAAGAGUCUAUGAGCGGAGAUAAACUGAGUGAUUUACUAAAGUACUCGAAAAAGCUGGCCAAGUUUGAACAAGAUGCACUGUCUAUUCGUGAUGCGCUGGAAGAUGUGUUGGAUAAUGAUGAUGACCUUGCUGCCAUGUACUUGACAGAUAAGAAGACAGGUAAACAUAGGGCAGCCCAUGACCAUGAAGAAGUAGAACUACUGCUAGAGGCAUAUUACAAGGAAACAGAAGAAAUUGCUGCCAAGGCUGCGACAUUAAGACAGCAUAUGAAAUCAACAGAAGAAAUCAUACAGCUUAUUCUCGACGUGUCACGUAACUCGCUGAUGUGGUACGAUAUUCGCUUGACAAUUAUCACGCUGUCAGCCAGUAUCGUAAGUGGAUAUGGUGCUUUGUUGGGUAUGAACUUGAAGAAUCAUUUUGAGGAUGAUCCUUUUGCAUUUGGAGUCGUUUCAGGCUUAGCUUUGAUAUCAGGCACAGGUGUAUUUGCCAUUGCUCUGAAGAAACUUAGAUCAUUAGCCAAGAUAAAACCUUAAAAGAAAGAAUAAAUAGCAUAGAGA